AUAAAGAACAACAAAAGAAGUUGAAAACCCAGCAUUGCCAAAAUGACGUCUGCUUAUAUACUUUCCAUAUUUGUUUUGAUGCUUUGGUAUUUGGCAUCAGCAGGUCCUGUGCCUAUGAACGAGUGUGUGUUGUCACCUGUCAACAGCUCCCACCCCGUCCAAGCCUUGCUGGAGAGCUUUACAGUCUUAUCUGGCUGUGCAAGCCAAGGAACUGCUGGGUUACCACAGGAAGUUCAUAUUCUCAAUCUGCGAAGUCCUGAAGAAGGCAUUGGCCACCAUGAAAGAGAGGUCACUUUACAUUUGAAUCCAAUUUCUUCCAUUCAUAUCCACCAAAAGCAGUUGGUAUUCCUUUUGAAUUCUCCUGUGCCUUUGGUGUGGAAGGUAAAGACUGAAAGGCUUGCCCCUAGGAUUCCAAGGUUUUUCUAUGUUUCUGCAGGGUCCAUUGUGCUGUUUGAAAAAGAAAACUUCUCUUUGUCAGCAAAGAUAGAAGAAAGGCCUCUCCCUCAGGGAAAUAAGCAUCUUUUACAGUGGGCCCAAAAGGCAUAUGGGGCAGUAACAUCUUUCACUGAACUCAAAAUAUCCAAAAAUGUUUAUAUCAAAGUGGGUGAAGAUCAGUUUUUUCCUGCAGCAUGCAAUAUAGAAAAGAACUUUAUUUCUCUGAAUUAUCUUGCGGGAUACCUCCAACCAAAGCCAGCUGAAGGGUGCAUUAUCUCUAACAUUGACCAAGGAAGAGAAGUUCACAUAAUUGAGCUAAUCACCCCAGACUCUAAUCCAUAUAGUGCUUUCCAGGUGGAUAUCAUCAUUGACAUUAGACCAUCUAGGCCAGACAUCACACUUGUCAGGGACCUUGUACUUAUCCUCAAGUGUAGAAAAUUUGUCAAUUGGGUCAUCAAGUCACAUGACGUUAAGGGGCAACUGGAAGCGAUUGCAGCAAACAGUGUUGGCUUUGGAAAAGAAUCUGAGCGCUCUAUGAUGAUGACUAAAACCAUAAUAUCUGAUAUUCCAUCCUCUCAUGAGAGUUUGAUUACAUGGGCUUAUGACCAUGGCUACAGUCCAGUCACUUCCUAUACAAAAGCGCCUGUUGCUAAUAGAUUCCAUCUACGGCUUGAAGACACUGAAGAAUUGAAUGAUGAGGAAGACCAUUAUCUUCCACCCGAGCUGAAGGAACUGCUGCGUAUUGGUAACCCACUGCCAGCUCCAAUCCCACCUUUGAGCGAUGGUGUUAGUUUUCCCUUCCACUUCAAUAGAGAGCAUGACAAACACGAAGGAACCCUACCUUCAACAGAUAUGGUGGACACAAUAGGCAGCUUUGAGCAGCUGCUUCCAAAAAACAAAGAACCAGAAGAAGUGCAGGGCAGUGUUGAUGUCGCCCUGUCAGUAAAAUGUGAUGAUACCUCAAUGACUGUAGCUGUCGCAAAGGACUCACUGGAGGCUAGUGGUUACAUUGGGACACAGCUCUCACUGUUGGAUCCUGCAUGUAAAGCUAAGACAAACAGGACCCAUUUCAUUUUGGAGUCAUCGCUGCAGGAGUGUGGAACAAGACGGAUAGUGUACACCCUGGAUAACAUCGUGUAUCUGAACUCUAUUGUUAUUCAGCUGUCCUCACCAUCUGAAACAAGUGGUUGGGCAGCCGAUUAUGAAGACAUGGAAUCAGGGGACAAUGGAUUCCCAGGUGACACUGAUGAAACAGAUACCUCUUUUUCCAGACGGCCUGAAAUUGUUGUGUUCAAUUGUACAGUCCGUCAGCCAAAGGCUCCUAAUGUUCCCAUGCACUGGCCGCCUGAAACACGCAUGAGCAAUGUGUCCUUCAGCAUAGAACUUUAUAAAACGGAUCUCUUCCAUAUCCCAACUCAAGGGAUCUUCUCUGUGGCAGAGAAUGGGCAGGUUUUUGUUGAGGUUUCUGUGACCAAGGCUGACAGAUCUCUGGGCUUUGCAAUUCAGACUUGCUUUAUCUCUCCAUAUUCGUACUCAGAUAAGAUGUCAGAAUAUAUAAUUAUAGAAAACAUCUGUCCUAAAGACGAAUCUGUAAAAUUCUACAACGUACCCAAGGCUAAUUUCCCUAUACCGCAUGCCCUAACUGACAAGAAACGGUUUAGCUUCAUAUUCAGAUCCAUAUUCAACACCUCCCUUCUCUUCCUUCACUGUGAAGUGACCUUAUGUACGAAGAAAGAAAAAGAUACUCAAGGAUUGGCCAAGUGCAUUCCUCCCGAUGAAGCCUGCACCUUUCUCAGUGCUGAUAUGAUCCUAGCCUUGAUGCCAAAUAAGAAAACCUUCACCAAACCCCUUGCUGUGGUAACUCUUAAAGGAAAGCCUGAAGAUAAAUCUCCUUCCAGCUCAAAGCCUCCUGAUGGGUUACAACCUGUCUUCUAUGGCCUGGACACUCUGACAGUUGUGGGCAUUGCAUUUGCAGCUUUUGUGAUCGGUGCACUGCUGACAGGAGCAUUGUGGUUCAUCUAUUCUCACACAGGAGAACAGGCAGGAAGACAGCAGGUACCUACAUCCCCACCAGCCUCUGAAAACAGCAGCGCAGCGCACAGUAUUGGCAGCACACAAAGCACCCCCUGUUCCAGCAGCAGCACAGCCUAACCCAGGGGCUGAGAUACAAGUCCAAGGAGCAACACAGGAGAGCAGAGGUUCAAAUGGAGCUGUUUGAGGUCACUUGCUUUGGAAGGGUUGGUUUGGAUUCUUUGG
Euleptes europaea (tarantolino) is the source of this 2691-nucleotide messenger RNA. RefSeq names its product transforming growth factor beta receptor 3 (gene TGFBR3). The record is from RefSeq and is a predicted model, not a curated record. Lineage: Eukaryota; Metazoa; Chordata; Lepidosauria; Squamata; Sphaerodactylidae. The transcript is spliced from 16 exons. Bases 43 to 2586 code for a protein of 847 amino acids.